AUGGCUCUGCUUAACGUUUCUUUGUGUACCAAAAUCCCACCAAAACCCUCUCUCUUCCUCUCAAUCCCCCACUUCCAUUCUCUAUCCUUCUCUCACGUUGCUAAGCCACAGGCAUUGAUGCUAAACAAGCAACUAGUGGAAGAUUUUGCAAAGACAGGCUUGCUUGCUGUCCUCUCUGCUUCUUUCUUUUUUACUGAUCCUGCACUUGCUUUCAAGGGAGGAGGACCGUACGGUUCUGAAGUUACUAGGGGUCAGGAUCUUACUGGCAAGGAUUUUAGUGGCAAGACUUUGAUCAAGCAAGAUUUUAAGACGUCCAUACUGAGACAAGCGAAUUUCAAAGGUGCAAAGUUGUUGGGAGCUAGUUUUUUCGACGCCGAUUUAACAGGGGCUGAUCUUUCAGAUGCUGACCUUAGAAGUGCAGAUUUCUCGUUGGCAAAUGUGACAAAGGCAAAUUUGAGCAAUGCUAACUUGGAAGGUGCGCUUGCUACUGGCAACACAUCUUUUAGAGGAUCAAAUAUUACAGGGGCUGAUUUCACAGAUGUGCCUUUAAGAGAGGACCAACGUGAUUACUUAUGCAAAGUUGCAGAUGGGGUGAAUCCAACUACUGGAAAUUCUACACGUGAUACAUUGCUUUGCAACUAG
This is a messenger RNA of Dovyalis caffra, 642 nucleotides long. Lineage: Eukaryota; Viridiplantae; Streptophyta; Magnoliopsida; Malpighiales; Salicaceae. The record is from the annotation of a GenBank genome assembly.